Messenger RNA from Physcomitrium patens, 1079 nucleotides. RefSeq lists its product as uncharacterized. The record is from RefSeq and is a predicted model, not a curated record. Lineage: Eukaryota; Viridiplantae; Streptophyta; Bryopsida; Funariales; Funariaceae. Gene Ontology annotation, biological process: GPI anchor biosynthetic process. Gene Ontology annotation, cellular component: glycosylphosphatidylinositol-N-acetylglucosaminyltransferase (GPI-GnT) complex.
GAGAAUUAUUGUCGAAUCCAGCUGUGGCUUCCAUGUUGUGGAGAAAUUUGUGAUCGUUUCGGCCAUGUGUCGUGAGGUAGAUCGUCUGGUUUAGCAACAUGAUAGAGCUCCGGGAUGGAAUGUUGGAAUCCGUCUUUUUGUGUGUAUGUGUGUGUGUGUGAGUGGAGGAGUGAAGGGGAGAGACGAUGAAGGGGGUUCAACUUGAUGAAGAGUUCAAGCAUCCGCGGUACGAAUAUGUAUGUGAAUCGCAUCAGGAAGGUGGAUUGCCGCUCCUCCACACGUACAGGAUUCUUGUGAAGCAACGGAGUUAUGGUAUUGUUAGGAAGUUGUGCAACGCGCUGUCGAUUUGGACGAUUGGUUUGUUGUUCGCUAGUGCUGGGAAGGAGGCAGGCUUGCAUUGGGUUUUGGCGAUAGGUGUUUUGUUCUAUGUUCUGUGGCGGAGAGGUCAGGUGGAGCAGGAAGCUGUGGUGGUGAUGCCGACGUUGGGGGUACAGCUGGAGACUUUAUACCGCAGCAAGAAUGUUAAGCGGCGGUUUGUCCCGCUCCACCGCAUUCUGCGGCCUGUGAUCAACGAGGCGGUGACUCCGACGACAUGUUACACUUACUUGGCUUUGCUGCUUCGGGACGAUUCUCGACUGACUCUCACCUUUCUUCAUGUACGCCCGCCGUUGUCUAUGUUGGUUCCCAUAUGGACUGCUCUUUGCGCAGCUUUUGAUCAAUCCCGAAGGAGUCAAAGUUUGCUCCGAGAAAAAUGAAUAGGUAUGGAGUGCAUUAACACGGAAAAACCCAAUGCUUGCGUUCUUUUCAGCGAAACCCGGAAUUAAAUUGUAUCAUUUCAGAUUGACUCUGUACUUUAGACUUCUCCAAUUACAGUAGCUCAAAAUUGCAGGUUGUUUGGGAACAGCUUAGAACGCUCAAAUGGCAGAAUUUUAGUCAGGAGUUAGUAGGUGUGCUUGAUGCGGAAGAAGUGCAGCUUUUCUGUAAUUGUACCUGAAUCUAUUGCUACUUUGAGGUGUUGAGCAAAUUGCUUAUUUCCCUUCACCAAAAUUUCAAUCGAGUAUUUGAAUCCAUUCAAAGUC